AUGUUGUUUGCUAAAGAUUCAUCUUCAACGAUUUCAUCAUGGUUAAUUGAUUAUUAUUUUACAAAAGCUUACUUAAAUCAAGUCAAAAUUUCAAAUAAAUCGACACAGCCAAAUAUUAUAAUUGGUUUACAUGAUAUGUUUAUUAUUUAUCAAGUAAUUCAAACAAUAUCAACAUCAAAAGAAUUUUUUGAAUUAUGUAAAAAAAAGUUCCAAGAUAUUAAAAAUGAUGUAUUACUAGAUAAUUAUAAUAAUUAUUUAAAUCGUUGUGGUUUAAAAGAUAUUAUUGAUUUAUUUCAUCAAUGUAAAUUAAAAUCAUUUAUUAAAAAAAUUAUUUUCAAUAUAAAUAAUGUUAAAAAUGAGAUUGAUCGAUUAAUUUUAAAUUAUUUAUUAGAAAUAGCAUCGGAACGAUUUAUUUAUGAUCAAAACACACAGUUAUCAACUGUAGAAACAAAUCAGACUAUACUGAAAUUAUUUGACAACGUGAAAAAUCAUGCUGAACAAACAAUUACUAAAAAUUAUAUAAAGCACACAAUAUGUACAUAUCUGGCACUUUUGUUGGAUACACGCAAUGAACAUGCUCUUAUUCAUUGUCUUGCUACACCUGCACGUGCAGGAAUUGAACGACGAACCCUAGUUGAAUUAAGACGUUUAUCAAAAUUAUCAAAAAAUGAAUGUUUAACUAUUUAUCAAAUACUUCUAUCAUUUCUUCGACGUAAAGAAUUAAUACUAAGUCGAUUAUCAUCAUCACAACAAGAUUCAACAAAUAAUGAUGAUGAAUCAUUUAUUAUACUUGAUAAAUAUUAUAUUGGUAUAAAAGAAUUUUUCGAUUUUAUUGAACAAAUACAAAUGACAAUCGAAGAAAAUGAACAUUCCAAAAUUGAAUCAAAUAUAACAUUUCGUAAAAUAAUGACACUUAUGUCUAAACAACUACGUAAAGAUAGUUCAUUGAGUCGAUGUGAUUUAAUUUUUAAGGAAAUUAUUGAAGAAUUCUGUCAAUGUUUUCAAACAACACUUCCACUUAUGGAUUGUGCAUCACCAAUUCGAUCUGCAUCAUCUGGCGGUACAUUAGCUGGUCGUCGUUUUCUUCGUUCUGUUGCUUAUUUAUGUGCUAAACAAACAAUUCAUUUACCAAUACUUCUAUCAAAUAAUGAUCAUUAUGAUAGCCCAUCAACAGGAUUACGAAAAGCAACAUCUUAUCGUCUUUUACAAAGUCCACUAACACCAUUACCAAUUGCUAUUGAUCACGUUCCAGAGAAACCAAUUGAAGAAAAAUCAAUUGAUAUUCCUGUUGAGUCUGUAUUUUUGUGGCAAAAAACAACAAAAAACAAAGAUAAUAAGGAAAAUGAAGAAAAUUCAUGUAAUAAAAAUCGAUAUCGACGACGUAAAUCACAACGUUGUCUUGAUUUAUCAACAAUUCAAGAAAAAAGUUUCGAUUCAGAUGCAAUCAUAAAUCAUUCUAUGGAUUCUAAUGAUAAAAUUACGUCACAAUCAAUUUCAUCUUGUUCAACACGUCAACCAUUAGGAGAAAUCGAUAUUAAUUCUUUUAGUAAUGAAGAAAGACAACAAAUUGAAAAUGAAAAUAGUAAUACAAGUCAACAUUCAAUACUAUUUUCAUUAGUUAGUGGUAAGGAUAAAGAAAACUUACCUAUAACUAUUGUAAAACGAACAAUAACAACAACAAAUAUUGAACCACCACGUAAAAAACAAAAGAAAACUAAUAGCAAACCAUUAGUAGCUGGUCAAAAAACGAUUACAAAUUUUUUUCGAUUAAAAGAUUAG
Molecule: messenger RNA, 1779 nt
Organism: Rotaria sp. Silwood1
Lineage: Eukaryota; Metazoa; Rotifera; Eurotatoria; Philodinida; Philodinidae
Source: the annotation of a GenBank genome assembly